AUGAGCGAUUUUGAAGAGGACCGUGAAGACCUUCAGAGUGCUUUCAUUGCGUAUCACCGAUGUUUUUCUUAUGUGGAUAAUUUACUUGAACGAUUGUACAAGAAUAAUGAGGAGAUAAAAUCCGAGGCUCAAGAUCAUGCAAAAACAAUGGUUCUUGCAUGUACUAUAGAAGGGUUAUUUGAUGAUUCAAUCGGACCAUUUAAGACUAAAUGUGUGGAUCCUAUCAAAGAGCCUGAACGACAGAAUACUUUAACCAACUCUUCUUUUUUGUUGGAUAAUCCGAAUCAAAUUACGAGACUUUCCGAAGAAGAAUUGUUUGAAAAAGGAUCCAGACUAAAAAAUUGUAUCAAUUCUGACACGGGUUUCAAAAAAGCAAUCGUGAUGGCAGAUAGGAGGUACUUUUAUUGGAAAGAACCUGGUAGUGCCAAGUUCUUUUUUCCUCAAGUCGUUCAAAAUUUUACUCAAGACCGAAAUAAGUUUAGAAGUUAUGAAUUAAAGGGUGGAGAAGAUUUAGAUGAUUUGAGAUACAAAGUGGAUUAUCUUUCUGAGAGAUUUGCUAGAAAGGAACUUAAUAAUUAUUUUGCUUGCAUACUUUCAAAUUCUCCAUCUCUGAAUCCUCAAUUUGACAUGAUGGAUAUGAAAAAGAAUUGCCUUCCAGAAAGAUUAAGCUAUCAUUUAUUGGUUAACUCUGUGUUCUGUAGAAAGAAUAUCGAGAGAUGUCUUCGAAAUAGGGAUGCAUACAUGCUCUCUCAAGAUUCAUCUUACAACUACAAAAUGCCAAUGCAAGAUCGUUCAUUGUCUGAAUUUGAGGAGUGUUUGUUUAACUCUGAAUUUUCACAUUCAUGCAUUUCUAUUGUGGAUGAUUUUGUUGGCAAAAAAGGAAGUGAAGGACACGCUGCUCGUGCGUGGGAGGAAAAGCUCAGAGAGAUGGAUAAAAUCUAA
Messenger RNA from Naegleria fowleri, 942 nucleotides. RefSeq lists its product as uncharacterized. The transcript has a single exon. Lineage: Eukaryota; Heterolobosea; Eutetramitea; Acrasida; Naegleriidae. The record is from RefSeq and is a predicted model, not a curated record. Bases 1 to 942 code for a protein of 313 amino acids.